This is a messenger RNA of Caenorhabditis briggsae, 3378 nucleotides long. RefSeq names its product Protein CBR-MRP-8 (gene Cbr-mrp-8). The coding region runs from base 1 to 3378 and encodes 1125 amino acids. Gene Ontology annotation, molecular function: ABC-type transporter activity; ATP hydrolysis activity; ATP binding. NCBI's taxonomy places the organism in Eukaryota, Metazoa, Nematoda, Chromadorea, Rhabditida, Rhabditidae. Gene Ontology annotation, cellular component: membrane. The transcript is spliced from 13 exons. The record is from RefSeq and is a predicted model, not a curated record. Gene Ontology annotation, biological process: transmembrane transport.
AUGUGUCGUCAAGCGGUCUACUAUCAGACAGUGCUGAGCAAUGCAAUUCUACACAAAAUUCUGAAAUUGAGCCCAUCAGCCAGGUCAAAUCGAACCGCUGGAGAGAUUCUGAACCAUGCCGCUGUGGAUAUCGAGAUUAUCGUUCACUCGAUACCGUAUUUACAAAAUAUGUGGUCUGUACCGUUUCAAGUCACUCUCGCGAUGACUCUCCUCGCCAUAACCCUGGGGUGGGCCGCGGUGGCUGGUGUCAUUAUUAUGAUUUUCUACAUUCCUAUGAAUUUUUUAACCGCGAAAUUUAUCAAAUUAUCACAACAGAAGCAGAUGAAGAUUAAGGAUGAGAGAACCAAGUUAUCGAAUGAAAUGCUCAACGGAAUCAAAGUAGUCAAGUUAUACGCGUGGGAGGAGUCAUUCGAGGAUCAAAUCAAUCGGUUGCGAGCCAAAGAGGUCAAAAUGCUCCGAAAUGUGUGCAUUUUGAGCAGAAUCGUUGAUGUGGCAAAUGCGGCGAGCCCAUUUCUGGUGGCAAUUGGCUCAUUUACAUGCUAUGUGCUCCUGUCAAGCGACGAGAAUGGGCUAACACCUUCUGUGGCGUUUGUGGCACUUGUUAUCUUUAAUCAGUUGAGACAACCAAUGAGAAUGGUGGCUAAUCUUAUCACCACACUUGUUCAGGCUCGCGUCUCGAACAAACGAAUUCGUCAAUUUCUGAACGAAGAGGAGAUGGAGAAAAAGACAGAAGUGGCGCUAGGAAACGCGAUCGUCUUCAAAAAUGCCACACUGAACUGGAAAGGGAUCGAGCAUCCACCGGUGUUGAGAGAUCUCUCCGCGACCAUCAAACCAGGCCAACUGAUCGCGAUCGUCGGAAGUGUCGGAGGUGGAAAAUCGUCGCUUUUAAGCGCGAUUCUAGAUGAAAUGGUCCUCUUGGAGGGUCGUGUCAAAGUGGGCGGCUCAAUUGCAUAUGUCCCUCAACAUUCUUGGAUUUUCAAUAAAUCCAUAAAAGAGAACAUUUUGUUCGGAAACGAGCACAGCAAAAACUUUUAUGAUCACGUGAUUGGCGCGUGUCAGUUGAGACCUGAUUUCAGACACUUUCAGCAGGGAGAACAGACCAUGGUUGGGGAGAAUGGUAUAACACUGUCUGGAGGGCAAAAAGCGCGGAUUUCUCUUGCUCGAGCGGUUUAUCAGGACAAGGAGAUCUAUCUACUCGACGAUCCGUUAUCAGCUGUGGAUGCACACGUCGGAAGAGCACUUUUUGAUAAAGUGAUUGGUCCAGAAGGCCUACUAAAGUCAAAAACGAGGGUUCUUGUUACUCAUAAUCUACAGUAUACCAGACAUGUGGAUAGCAUUUUUGUUAUUGAAGACGGUCUAAUCGUUCAACACGGUCGUUUCGAGGACAUUGCUCAUCUCGAAGGCCCAUUCGGCCGUCUUUGGGCCGAAUGUGAGAAUUCAGAAGAUCAAGAGGAUUCUUCUGAGGAUUUUGAAGAAGACGUCACACCUCCAGAAGACACCCCUCGUGCUGCCAAAAAAGUGGACCGAGCCAAUUCGCAUUUUUCAGAGAAAUCCGAAAAAAUUCAAAAAUCCGAAAAAGCUGAAAAUGCUGAAAAUGUGCAAUUGGGUCGUGUCAAGAAGAGUGUCUAUAAGUUGUACAUCCAGACAAUGGGAAUUUCCAAUUCCUCACUUUUUUUGAUUUUCUUCAUUGCUCAUUUUUCUGUAAUGAUCCUCCGAUCAUUAUGGCUAUCCAACUGGUCAAAUGAGAAUGCGGAAAUCAAGAAAAGGGGCGGAGCCUACAAUUCCACGGAUCUUCCAAUGAGUGUGGAGACGCGGCUGAUAGUCUACGCCAGCUUUGGUGGUUUGGAGAUGUUCCUAUUGGCGAUGGCUUUCGUUGUAUUAACUGCUGGAAGCCUGAAAGCCUCCUACGGACUUCAUGCGCCUUUAAUCCAUGCUCUUCUCCGUGCCCCAAUCUCGUUCUUCGACACCACACCCGUUGGCCGAAUCAUCAAUCGGCUCUCCAGGGAUCUUGACGUCAUCGACAAACUUCAGGACAACAUCCGAAUGUGUACACAAACCCUGCUGAACGCAUGCAUGAUCCUUGUCCUUAUCUCCAUCUCCACACCGAUUUUUUUGCUCUGUGCUGCGCCUUUAAUUUUGAUCUACUAUUUUGUCAUGACCUACUAUAUUCCCACGUCUAGACAGCUGAAACGUCUGGAAAGUGCAAGCAGAUCACCGAUUCUAUCGACUAUCGCCGAAUCGAUACAUGGUGCAUCGUCGAUUCGAGCAUUUGAUAAGACCGAACGCACCACAACCGCCUUAUCAACCAAUGUGGAUAAAUUCGCCCAGUGCAGAUAUCUCUCCCAUAUGUCGAAUCGAUGGUUGGCUACUCGUCUGGAGCUACUCGGGAACACUACAGUACUCUUCGCCUCCCUCUCAGCCACCUUAUCCACCAAAUACUUCGGAUUGACACCUGGAAUGGCUGGCUUAUCAGUGUCCUACGCUCUAACUAUCACAGAAGUGCUCAAUAUUUGUGUCAGAAGUGUCAGCGAGAUUGAAUCCAACAUUGUUUCCGUUGAACGUGUCAAUGAAUAUCAAAAAUUGGAGCCAGAAGCACCGUGGGAGGUGGAAAAUUCUGAAAAACUGGACCAAAAUUGGCCGGAUCAGGGGAAAAUCGAGCUGGAAGGAUUUUCAAUGAGAUAUCGGAAGAAUCUACCAUUGGUUUUGAAGAAUAUCGAUUUGAAAAUUCAUGGAGGAGAGAGGAUUGGAGUUAUUGGAAGGACGGGAUCCGGAAAGAGCUCGUUGACAAUGGCAUUGUAUAGGAUGAUUGAAGCCGAAUCAGGUACGAUUCGAAUCGAUGACGUGGCUAUCGACACAAUUGGCUUGCAUCAGCUACGCUCCAAGCUCAUUAUAAUUCCCCAGGAGCCAGUGGUCUUCUCCGGAACCCUAAGAUUUAAUUUAGACCCUUUCAAUCAAUAUUCUGAUGCGGAAAUUUGGAAAUGUCUGGAAAUUUGCCAAUUGAAACCGUUCGCCCAGGACGAUGAGCAAUGUUUGGAUAGGCACAUUUCCGAGGGUGGCAAGAAUAUGAGCGUGGGCGAGCGACAACUGCUCUGCCUGUGCCGAGCGUUGCUCCGCGGAGCCCGAAUCGUGAUUCUGGACGAGGCGACGGCUUCUGUGGAUACUGUAACCGAUGGAAUUGUUCAAAGAGCCAUUCGACAACACUUUCCCAAAUCCACGACAAUUUCCAUUGCUCAUCGUUUGGACACAAUCGUAGACUCGGAUAGAAUCGUAGUCCUUGAUGCCGGACGGGUCGCCGAAUUCGACACUCCCUCAAAUUUGUUGCUCAAUCCGGAUUCGUUGUAUUCUCAGCUAUUAAAUGAGAAAAAUAGAAAACAGUGA